CGUAGACUGGGGGAGACGCCGUGUUUUCAUCAUUUAUUAUCGUUUUACAAGAAUUAAUCCGACAAAAUGUCUAUGUCGGAUCUAAAGCAUUCAUUGCGGAAAUAUGAAUUCCCUCAAUGUGCGAAGGAAGCUCUUUUAAGAAUAGAGCAACUGCUGGCCGGUCGUGCAGCCCCCAACAGUAAGCAAGUAGACGUAGCUAUGGAGAUAAUUUCCGAGUUCAUAUUCUGCGAGUCCACGCGACGCGGGGAGCGGAGGGGUUUGAACCCCCUACAAGAGCUACAGCUUAUUGAUGUGAUCUGCGAGUACUUAUCGAGCUGUACGAAUGAGACAACGAAGAACACAAUAUUCUUGUCUCUGUUUGGAGGGGGAGAUACUCAGAAGAGACUGAAAAUAUUGAGUAUACUUGCUAGUAUGGCUGUGUCAGCUUCCAGUACACCAGUGCUACUAGCAGUAGGUGUGUGGCUGCAGCAAAUGGGCUGCUCAUCACCACCAUCCCUGCAACUAGUAGAAAACAUCAUCAGAGACCACUUUCACUUGAACACAUUUAACCAAACAGCUCUCAAGAGCUUAGCCUCCAGUGCCCCUCAGUUUGUAGCCAAUUUCAUCACAGCCGUCACAGAACUGUACAUGCAAGAGGUGAACGGUGUGAGGAAACUCCCGCCUAAGAACUUACUGGAAGUGAUCACGUCUUGGGUGUACUCCAAUCCAACCCUAUGCCUCUCCGCGCAGAAUAACCCUCCGCAACUGCCGCCCGGUUCCAUCCCGAUGGCGGCCGUGACGCCUCUUGCUGGACUCGUGCACUGGUGUACACUAGCACCACUCUAUAUAGACACGGACUCCGAAAUGGUUGAGGUGUCACCACCGAAAAAGAUCAAGAUAGAAGGAGAAAACCUGGCACUGAUCAAACCUGUGCCAACUAAAGUGUUGACAGAGUCUGAGCUUUAUAUAAAAUUACAUUUAGGCGUGCUGCACAGCCUGCGCGGGCGGCGCGGCUUGGGCGGCGGGGGGGCGGGCGGCGCGGUGCACGCGGCGGCGCUGGCGGCGCCCGCGCCCGCGCUGCAGGCGCACGCGGCCGGCCAGGCGCGCCCGCAGAGCGACGCUAAGCUGCAGGACUGCCUAGACCGACUAGGCCAAGCCGUGCAAGUGGCCCUCUCAUCUGACUGCGUGUAUGGCAACAUCAAUCACCUGCUGGCAACCCUGGAUUCCCUGCCAGAGAACAGGUUGCUGCGAAUUGUAGUGCAAGCACAUCGCUCGCUUUGCUGACAGGAUCAGGCUAUUGAGAUUGAUUAGAUCUGUACGUUGCUACUAAAAUACCACUUUACAUAUGUCAGUGGGGAGACACUCCUGACUUCGGUCGAACUCGGCUCCGUUCGGCUCGGCAUUGCUCCGAGCAAUUAUUAGGGUUGGCACCACUUGACUUCCUUGUGCGUGCACGAUCACAGAUAAGAUAAUCACUUGAAUUUUGACAACCCUGAAAAGCCGAAAGGGAUAGUGCUAUAUAUUAGAAAGAGAUAGCACGACUCGACUCUGAAUCGCUGUCAAACUUCGGGUUUGUAGGAAGUGUGCUUUCUGUACGGUAGUACUAUUAUUUCUUGUGUGGAUAUUUAUGUCGUUGAAGAUUCUUUGGGGAUGUUGGGGAAGUACAAUGGUGAUAAAUAAGUGUGUUUUAAAAAUGAAAUUUAUGGCAGAAACUUAUUUAAUUAUUAUGAAAGAAGUCAGCCUAGUCAGGCAACCAAGCAAUUACUUGUCAGUGUAUACAGAAAUAUGUAUUAUGUUUUCAUAGAAGAUGAAUUGCUGUACAAAGGAAAUGUUAAAUUAAGUUU
Molecule: messenger RNA, 1823 nt
Organism: Cydia fagiglandana
Lineage: Eukaryota; Metazoa; Arthropoda; Insecta; Lepidoptera; Tortricidae
Product: integrator complex subunit 15
Exons: 7
Coding region: 67-1263 (398 amino acids)
Source: RefSeq, a predicted model, not a curated record